UAGAUGGAGGAAGAUCCUUACUGAAUGUAGAGUGUAUUUUGUUAGAGUCUUUUAAUAGAGCCAUGACCGGAUUUCUUUGGCUGGGCAGCAUGAAUUGUGAAAGGUCAUGGCACUGAGUCCUGAUGAUGAAGACUAUGACACCUCUCAGUCCAGGGCCUCAGCAAGAUUAAAACCUCGGCCAACCCCUUCAUCAGGACCCAAGAUCCUUCCUCAUAAAUCAACCAGUGGUGCGCGUAGACGCAGAACGCGAUGUCGCAAAUGCGAAGCCUGCUUGCGGACAGAGUGUGGAGAAUGCCACUUCUGCAAAGACAUGAAGAAGUUUGGAGGCCCUGGCAGAAUGAAGCAGUCCUGUAUCAAGAGGCAAUGUAUUGCUCCUGUAUUACCACACACUGCAGUAUGCAAGAUCUGCGGUGAGGCAGGAAAGGAAGACAAUGUGGUGGAUGAAGCAGAGAAAUUUAAUGCUAGCUUAAUGGAAUGCUCCAUCUGCAAUGAAAUAAUACACCCAGGUUGUUUAAAGGUAGAAGAGUCUGAAGGGCUUAUUAAUGAUGAAUUACCGAAUUGUUGGGAAUGUCCAAAGUGUAACCAGGAGGGAAAAACUGGCAAAAAGAGAGGCCCUGGGUUUAAAUUCGCCUCCAAUCUUCCUGGGUCUCUCUUAAAGGAGUUUAAAGAAGGGGAAGAUGGAGGGCGACGGAAAUCUGAAGAUCUUGAACGUCCAAGAAUGGAGGAAUAUCAUUCCAACAGGCGAAAAUCUGAUGAUGGGCUUGGUCUCAAACGCAGAAAAGACAAAGAUCUUCCAACAGAUUUGGGUCCAAGGAAAAAGCUGAGAGGAGGAAAAGAUGACAAACUUCAAAAGAGGAAGAAAAGGAAGCUGACGCCAGACUCUGAAGAAUCUAGUAAAGUAAAACACCUGGAAAGAUCAGAGCAUGCGGAUAGGAUAGAACGGAUACGACAAAUGAUGAAACGUGUCAACAGAAAUGAAGCCAGCAGCUCCAGCUCUAGUUCAGAUUCUGACUCCGAUUCUAGCUCCGGUUCAGAAUCGAGCAUCCAGAGAUCAGAAGGAAGCAGUGGAGAAUCUAGUCCAAGGUCUAUUGCAAAGACAGAUAGCCAAAGGUCAAAACUCAGAAGAUUUUCCAAUGACAUUUUUAGUGAGGAGGAUGAUGAGGAAGAAGAGGAUGAAGAUGAAGAGAAUGCAAGGAAUACAAAAUCCAAACUGCUUUCUUUGGCUUCAAAAGUUGCAGAAAAUAACUAUUAUUCCUUAAGAGGGGAGAAUAUUCAAAAAAACUCCUUCAGGACAGUGGAGGUUUCAUUAAAAAAGAAAAAUGGACCAUCCAGUCAGCUUUGUCACAAAGUUCUAGGAAAUAUAUCUCGACCUCGGAUACUAAGCAAACUCCCGGUGCAGUCUCCUCCCAAGCCAUUUCAAAUGGAGAGACACGUGGUUCGUCCUCCUCCCGACAGCCCUGAACCUGAUUCUUUACCACUUACUAGUGGAUCAGAACAUGUGGUGCAAAGAGAAGUGUGGCUGGCAAUAUUCAGUUACCUAAGCCAUAGGGACCUAUGCAUCUGUAUGAGAGUAUGCAAGACGUGGAAUAAAUGGUGUUGUGACAAGCGGUUAUGGACCACCAUUAACUUAAGUCGUUGUAAAUCUAUCACUCCAACAAUGCUGAGUGGGAUCAUCAGGAGACAGCCCAUCAUACUGGACCUUAGCUGGACAAAUAUCUCGAAAAAGCAACUCAGUUGGCUCAUAAACAAGUUGCAAAAUUUGAAAAUUCUGGCACUAGCAGGAUGCAUUUGGAGUGCAAUCUCUGCACUUUGUACUUCAAGUUGUCCUCUUCUACACAUGCUUGAUCUUCGUUGGGUGGAGGAUCUCAAAGACUCACAGAUGAAGGAGUUGCUGUCACCACCUACAGAUUGCAGAGUAGGUCAUAAUCAGAGCAAACUCUGCAAUGUGACAGAAUUUCACUUAGCAGGUUUGGAUAUUACUGACUGCUCGUUGGCCUUGAUGAUACGCUACAUGCCAAUGCUGAACAAGUUGGACCUGAGUCAGUGUAACCACGUGACUGAUCAAUCCAUUGCCCUCUUGACAGCUGCUGGAUCUUCCACACGAGAAACACUGACUGAAAUAAACCUUUCAGGUUGCCAUCGAAUAACAGACCAGUGCCUGUUGCUGCUUCAACACUGCCCAAACCUUAACCGAAUCGACCUUCGGAAUUGCAAACUGAUUUCUCCCCAGGCUUGUCAACAGCUUGUGGAAGGGCUCGCAGGUGUCGCCCCCUUUGAACUCGUGGAAGACAAACUGUUAAAGAGAAGCGGUUUACAAUUGACAAAGUAGCCUCAUGGACGCCGAUAAGCCUUGCCAGAAUGUUCCUCCAAGUCCUGACUGAGACAGCACAAUAGAAUCUACUGGGGAACUGCCUCCACUCUUCUAGCUAAUUGCUUUCUGUGUAUCUGAUGGACCAUGCUGUGACAGUCUGGAGUUGUCAUGGCAAUCACGUCAUUCACUGCUGAUAAAGUCAGUGAUCCAGUGACAGCUGUAUAGUUUUGGAGGAAAAUUACUGGUGUAAUUAUCUUGGCCUAGAAAAUGAAGCAUGAUUUUUGGAGAAAAAAUGUUUUUAUAUUGCAAAUACAGGGUUUUAAGCAUUACGCUCUGGUAAUAAUUCCCUCCUUUCUUUCCCUUGCCCCCAAAAAAUAAAAAAGUGUAGAUUUAGAAAAUAUUUAAAAGUAUACAGUAUACCUUUUUGGAGGUAUACAUUAAAUUUCUGAUUUAAUGCUUAUUUGGAAAUAAAAACACGUGGGCUUAAAGAUGGGCUGCAAUUCAAUUUUGGAAAAGACAAUAACUGGCCCAUUGGUCUAAAUUUGAUUGCAGUCCAAAAUAAUACUCAGUACUUUUAAUACAGUACAUUUUAAUUACGUUUGUUUUAUUCUACUGAAAUGUACAGUUUCAGUAGACGUUCAGUUUUUCCACAUUGCAUUUCUAAAUUUUGAUGACUAGGUGGUGCAUGAAUCAGCACAUUAAUACUGAAAUGAGGUCAGUCAGUUUACAAAAACCUCAUUGGUGAAAUAAUUCCUGUAUACAUUUGAUUCAUUCCUUCAAUGGAUUUUUCUCAGCGACUUCCUAUUCCUUGGUCAAAACAGUCAAGCUCAUUUAUUUAGGUUACAUUGGUUGUUAUGAGAUUUGAGUCCUUUUCAAAUUUGUGUUGAAAGGGUGUUCUUUCAAAAUGAAAGUCCUCAUGGCUAUAUUGUUUUAUGUUUUACCACAUUAUGUUAUGGGAUGUAUUUUAAUAGUGAUCUACAAUAACAUUGUAGUUUUUAAAAUGCUUCAUGGCAACCCAAAUUACCUAAUUAAGUGAGUACAUAGUGCUUUAAUGGGGAAAAAUGUGAAAUGUGCAGUGAUUACAUUUAGUAAAUAUGAAUACUCUGAAGGAAUAUCUUUGUUUUGUCCAUUAAACGUGACAAAAAAUAAAAGCAUGUUAAGAUUUAGACUAAUAGCUAUAAACAAGGAUUUUUGAGCGUCCGAUUGUACCAGCUUAUUAUAUUCCAUCACUACAGUUCUAGCCAAGGAACAGAAAUAUUGUGAAUUCUAACCAGGUUCAUUGUCUUAUGUUGUUUUUGCACUGGCAAUAUCUUCUUAAAAAAGAAUGUGUGCUGGGUAAGGCACUGGAUUUUAUAGUAAUUGAGUUUAGUUAUAAGUAACCAUUCCCACCCUAACACACCCUUGCCGUAAAAAGAUGGACAGUUGUUCCAUUGUACUGUAAACAUUGCAGGUUCAUCAACAAUACAUUUUAAGUAGAAUCUGUAACGUCAGCCUGUAAAUAGCAGCAGAAAUUAUUUUUACCUUGCGUAUGCUGCCAAACAUUAAUAAAAUGGAAAUGUUAUGAGUAUUUUCAGUUGUUACCAUAGAAAGUACACUGGGGAAAGCAAUUUAACAAAGAGGUAAAACUUCUACAUGUAUGGGUGAAUUAGUGUGUUCUCACCAUGAGGACGAGGGGGUCCAUCUUGACAGAACUGGCUCUAAACCCCAGUUCCCUGAUGAUCUAGCCUUCUCUAGCGGCCGAACUCAACAUUUUUCCGGUCGUUCCCUCCUACACCGAUUUUUGACUCUUCUAGCAUCGUCCCAACUGCAUCAUUAAUAUAAUUUGUAGCAUUAAGACAUCUCAAUUCUUUACUACUUUUCUGUUACCUUCCUGCAUCGAUACCAGGAAGCUGGAAACUCAGACCCACCAUGCCAUCAGAUGACUUCUUAAUAUCGAUAUGUUUUAUAAUAAUGGACGGGAGAACCCGAAUCUCAGUCUGGCAAUCAAAAAGCCACCAUUCCUGAAUUCUGAGGUUCCUGCAGCUCUAGUGGAGCUUUGUGUGUUAGUGCAAACCACUGCAAAACAACUCCAGUAAUUUGCUGCAUUUAUUCUGUUUUACUAAGUUUAAAAUGACUCCUUCCUAACAACAAAGAUUCUCGAGGUGCUGUUCUUUAUUUGCUUGAUUUUCUGUCAAGUAAAUCCGUGCCAAUACUUUGCACCCAUCCAUGAGUUUCAUUCAUUAAUUCAGUCCUGUUGGGUGCAGUGGUGGCGGGGGGGGGGGUGGGCGGAAUCAUUGAUGGAGAUCUGAGAAACUCAGUUAUUGAUGUCAGGCUUCAAAAGCAGCGCAGACUCACUUCUGGUCUCUCUUCUCCACUGGAUGUAUUAGCAGUGCAAAAUUCCAAGUACUGGCCACAGUAUUCUAGCUGCGGAUAAUACCUGAUCUGACUAUGUCACUUAAACGAAAGAAAAUAAUUCCAUGAGAAGGAACUGACUUUCCUCGUAUUUGCCUUUCGGAAAGUAGAUGCUACUUGCACUUGGACCAAGUCAACACAGUGGCAGUCAAAGAUACUUUCAUUAUGUCAAGGCACCUGUUGCUUUGUACAGACAAUUGUGUUGGAAAUGGAUUAUAAAUGUAAAAAAUGUGUAAUAAAUGUAUAGCUAACUGCAAACCUUUGAUGAAAAGGGAAAGAAAGUGGUCAGAAUAAGAAAGCUGUAAAUGAAUAAUAUUCUGAAGAAAUUUGAUUCCCCCAUUCUAUGCAGUGCAGGCUUAAACCUUAUUGAUCAGCAGGUCAAGUUCGACACAAAUAUUUGAAUGUCUGAGAUAGACAAUCAACUGUUUAUGCUGUAACAACACCUGAUACAAACAGUACCCAACUAUUCACAGAGGAGUUUUGUGUUUUUUUUUUGAAAUGGGCAUUUCUUCCAAUUCUGACCACCAACCUCUGUCUUUUGAUUUAGAUGGCACUGUACAGUAGCAGAGUUCCUGGUAGCACCCGGGCUUAAUAGAUGGUGCUAUUUACAUGUGUGUACUAUGAAAUCAUGCUGUAUAUACAAUCUAUAAGUAUAAUAAGCAUUGGUACAUUUGUUCUUACACUUAAGAUGCAAGGGUCUUAACAUACAAGUUAGUGACCAUAGUGCAAUAGCACUUCUUGGCACAGUUUUCAUGGCAUGUUUUACAUUCAAUAGAAUUACUUAGUACUUCUGGAAAUUUCCUGUCUGCAACUUUAAUAUCCAAUAUAGGAUUGACUAUUCUAAAUUUCCCACUUGUUUCCUUCCUAAUGUAUUGUUGAUGCAUUAGUAAACAAGCAUUCCAGAAAAUUGCUGGUGAGAGAAAUUUGUCCCUCUUAUAUGCUAACUUGAGUUAUAAAUAUUAAUUCUCCUUUAAAAUAAAAAUCCAUAUCAAAAGCUUGAAUUUAUUUCAAAACGUGUUUUAAAUUUUGCCAUUUUCUGUAUUUUAUUUAAAUUCUGUAUUUCUUUUCUCCAGAAGAUGAAAUGAAAAGCAAUUGUGAAUAAUUCAGUAAUCCUCUCCCCCGCCCCCAAUAUACUGAUUGCAAUUACUUAGUUUGGAGAGGAGUAUAUAGGCAAUACUGGAUUUGAUAUCAGUCUCAGCUGUGGGGUUUGUCUCAGCUGAAGCAACUGUUCUGUUGUUUGGCCAGUGGAGCAACUCCAUCUAUUGACCGAUAACCAGACAGGAGCUUUGCCUAAUUCAGUAAACACAAAUCUCUGGGUUAUUUGAUUUAUUUUGCCAGUACAAAACAGAAAUCCGAAACAUGAGCCUAAAUGUAGAAAUUCCCAAAUUUACUGCUAGUGUUUAAUUUACUUGUAAGCCACUGUUUACCUGUUGUUUCAGCAUUUCACACCGUUUUUUUUUGGAAUGACAACCGCACAAUGUCUUCCUAUGAGUCUAAUAUUACUAGCUCUCUUUUUCAAUCACAAAUAUAUUGCACUUCAAAUGAAAGCAGAUUACUGCUGGCCAAAAUGAAUAUGGCCAUGCAAAAAUAUAUCCAUCCAAAAUGCUAACUCAGUUCUUCAACCUCUUCACAAUGAAAUCUGUCAGUUGCUUUGUGAAUAGUUUAAAGUAUUUAACUGAACACAGCCUGUAGGGAAAAUUGUGAAAUUUGACCAGUAAACUUGGAGAGAUAACUGAAGCCAGUGGUAAUUUGUAUUGUCGUGUGAUUUGUGUAGUGGAAGCCUAAUUUGUGCACUUCAGUAUGAACUGAUUCUUUAUAUAUCUCGGUGCUCCGUGAUUUUCCCUUAAGGACCCUAAAAAUGAUCCAGUGCCUCUUGCCAAUGUGAUUUGUUAUGAGGUGGGCUUCUUAAUAAACUAAAGGUCAAAUCAAAUGAGCUGUUGGAGGGUGAAGCUACUGCACUGUUGCACUGUAUAUCUGCAGUUGAUCUCCGCACACUGGACGAGUGCAUAACUAAACUGAAGGGUUUUAUAUACACGCAGUGUGAGCUUGUACUCUCAUUUUGCUUUGCAGAUAUUCAACUAUUGUUGGGCUUGCAUUCUGUGGCCAGGACAACCUUUUUUAUGCCAUGGACCCUUACCAUUAACCAAGGGGUACAUGGACCCCAGGUUGGGAACACCUGAGCUGGGAGAAUCUUGAUGUUUGAUUAGUUUUGAUUAAUCAAAGCAGUUUGAUUAGUUUUAAAAUCCCAAAUAGGUAUUUUUUAAAAGAAAAAAACCUGUCAUUCUAGGAUUCUACCUCUGGAUAUCACUUGGUCCUUUAAAAUUAGCGGUUGAAUGCCUGGCUGUUAGUGGUGAUGUCUGCAUUGUUUACCUUCAGUACCUGUGUCACUUUGUCCAGUAUUACUUGAUUAUAUUGUGGCCAUUUUACUGCCAUACAGCUCCCCAUUAGACAUCACCAGGUUAUACACCUGUGAAGUUCAUGGGCGUUGUGUUAAAUUCUUUUCUGCCAAACAUUUCACUUGCAGAUUUGCAAGAUUGCUGCUGUGUACCCUUCCUCAAGUUAAGUAACCUAGUCUCUAGAGCAAGAUUUCCCAAACUUUUUUUAUGCCAUGAACCGCUACCCUUAACCGAGGGGUCUGUCGACCCCUGGUUGGGAUGCCCUGCUCUAGAAUAUCCAGAUCUUUUAUCUUAACCUAUCACCAAUGGUUUUAUCUUUGUGCCAUUUCCAAAUGUGCCAGCUAAUCAAACGCUCAUAUGUUCCACCAAACUAUCUUUGCCUAUAUCACUUCAACAAUAACCAGUUUUGUCAGCUAAUUCCCUAGUUGUUUCUUCCCUGUGCUGUUAUUUUUUACACCUUCAAAUUAGCAUUAGAAUGCAAAUUCAUGUAAGUGUGAUAUAAACCCAAUCAAUGUUUAUUAACGUAGUGUUAGUACAACUUCUGUGACUCCUAUGAGGGUAGAACCAGUGAAUCACUGAUAUAUACUCUGAAUUUGUACCUGCACUCCACUUUUAACUACUUUUCUUUGGUCUACUUUGUUGAUUAGUCUUGGCACUUUGAAGUAAUCUACAAUUUAUCAGGUCUUCAUACGAAACUGUAUUGUAAAGGGAGACACCUUGGAUAACUUGCAGUGUUUUUAUAGUAAGGAAGAGUUUAAAUUGGCUGCAGUAGUGAAAUAACAAUUUCAUUAGAUCUCAUUCCCACUUUUGUAACUACCUGAAGAUCUUUGCCCCAAAGACUCCAAAGUUGUCACUGUUUGAACAUUCUUGUUAUUCGUCAUUAUUCAUAAGAGUAAAAGUGAAGCAGAGUCCCUACCCAUGGUAAAGAUUAAGCAGUUAACAAUGUUGUUGAUAAGCCAGGCAGACAUCCAAGAUAUUCCCAUUUUUCCCUUUCCACCCCACAAUACCAGUGCCCAUUCAUUCAUUCCAUGGUGUAUGAUCAGCUCUGGGCAGGUGACUUAGAAGAGUGUGUAUUUACGUGACUGAUUCACAUGGUUAGUUAUCAAUUUAUUUUGGUAAUUUCCACUACUGAUUUUUGUGCAUAAAGUUCCCUUUAAGAAAUGGACAUUGUGAUCAGAAACUUGCCAUGAGUUUCAUUUCAAAUUUCUUUUCAAUUAUCUCAAAGCCACCUUUGCCAGAUGUCAAACUUAACUGGUGAUAAUUUAGACCCUUGUGACCAUUUAAUAACUUUUCCACAUUUGAUUUAUUUGUCUAUUGGGCACUAAUAUUUGUGACUGGCAAUUAGUAUCAAUUUGGAGAAAUUUCACGCACUUAACCAAAAGCACUUCAAAUGAUCCCAGUCAUGUUCAAAAGUUACUUGGGUUAAGUGUGCAAAUGCAAGCUACAGUGUCCUGUUUUAUCAAAGUUAUUUUAAAUAUUGUUGGUAAACUUAAGGAUGAUUAUGUCAAAUUACAAUUUUUUCUAUAUCUGUGGGCCUACGAAGGAUGCUUUAUCAGUUUGAACUAUUUGUAUUUUGUAACGUUGAAAUCAUUACCCAUGAUGAUUUACAGCUUGUAUGCUACAAAACCUAAAGAUAUGACUGCUGAUAUUAGUGGACAGAUCUAUUGGUCUAAAGUUCUCUGCUUAUUUUAGCAGGGAUGUUAACCAUUUAAUAUAGACAGGUUAACACCAGUGCUUAACAUAAAGUAAGCAGAGGAAUAGUGUAAACAGUCUUGUGGAUAUCCUAAAUUGGUGCCUGUUAAAGUGAUUUGAAUGCCAAUACAGUUCCAAGAUAAGUAAGUUUAUCUAAAAGCAUUCCUGUUCUCAGGGCACAAGUUGUUUUGACAGCUCUGAUCUGAGAAACUAUUAUACUGUUCUAAGUUUGCUAUUGCACCUCAGGCCACUACUUUGCCUUGCUCACAGGGUCUACUACGUAUGUGCUUAUUUCUGCUGCUUCCAGGUAUUACAUUAUUCUCUGUCUAAUGACUAGUGAGACUAUCAGCACACUUUAAAUUAUUGUGCCAUGCUGGUUCAAUACACAAGCAAAGCCUUUCAGCUUAACAGAGGAAAUUGUGUUGCUUAUGAAUCUACAAACUUCCAUUCAUGUGGUGUUUACCUCUGACCUCUUUCUUCCGCCUCCCCAUGGAGGUCAAGGACAUUGGUGACUGCUUUAAUCUAAUGUUGUGCCACUUUCCUUCAGGAUGUUGUUUUCAAUAUUUUUGUUUUAAAUAAAAUAUUGCAAUUAUUAAA
Molecule: messenger RNA, 9387 nt
Organism: Mobula hypostoma (lesser devil ray)
Lineage: Eukaryota; Metazoa; Chordata; Chondrichthyes; Myliobatiformes; Myliobatidae
Product: lysine-specific demethylase 2B-like
Exons: 11
Coding region: 107-2329 (740 amino acids)
Biological process (GO): protein demethylation; regulation of transcription by RNA polymerase II
Molecular function (GO): DNA binding; protein binding; zinc ion binding
Source: RefSeq, a predicted model, not a curated record